AAUGAUAAACGGGAGAAAAAAUGAAUUGAGUGGUGGAUCAGUUUUGUACCUGAUUCGUGGUCCGUUGUGUGCCGAUCGAUCGAAGGUAGUGCCAGGAAGAAAAGAAAGAAGGAAAAUAAAAGACUGGAGGGCAAGCUGGCGAGAAUUGGAGAGAAGUUAUACCCUCUCGACCCCGGGUGGUAGCAGCCCCGUUUGUUGCCCGCCGUGCAGCCCACCGCCCGCACCGGCCGCAUACAUAUCGAGCGCACGUGCGUCCUCGCGGAGACUCGCCGCCGCAACUGGAGGCCCGCCGUCCCCGGAAAGGGAUCCUCUCGGAAGACUGUUAAGAUUCCUGAAGUCCUUCUACAGGGAACUAGGCACUCGUGAUCCACCCCAUUUGCCGGGAUGGGCGUCGCCUCUUCCACUCGGCACCCUUUGUCCGGCGCACUUCCAGCCGCACCUGCAGCUGCUGCACAAAGGCGAGCAGGAGCACAGGCUCGAGAACAUCAAGCCCGACCAGAUCUUCGCCCCCGUCAGGCUGAGCGACGGCACGGUGUCGGAAGCGCCACGCCGCGUGGCCAUCGAGGGAGGUCCCGGAAGUGGAAGGACCACACUCUGCCUCCGGCUUCUCCACCAGUGGGCGAUCCAAGGCGACAGCCCGGCUCUGGCGUUCAUCGUUCCCCUCCGUGAACUUCGAGGCAGCCCGGUGCUGAAUUACUUGGCCCGAGAAUUAUUCCCGAGGACGGCGGCGAUCGGCGACGCGAUGGCGCAAGUGUGGCGCACGUUGCACUUAAUGGAGGACCGUGUGCUGUUUAUUCUGGACGGGUACGACGAGUGCGUGGGAGGCAGAGCGUCCCUGGGCGACGCGAUAGACCUUCUCGAGGGACGUUUGUUCCCGGACGCGAGGAUUCUGGUCACUUGCUCGCCGAGCAACUCGGCCGUACUGUCGCCUCUGGUUCAAAGGAGGAUCCAUCUGGCCGGGCUCGAGUGGCCCCACGUCGAGAGGCUCUGCGUCGCGUAUUUCAUCCACAACGACAUCGCCGAGAAGGCCUGCGAGUUCCUCGAAGCGCUGAACGUACAGCCACAGGCGGUGAAACAGCUUGGUCAGCACCCUCUCGGCUGGAUCAUGCUCUGCUGUCUCUACCAGGAUUCAGGAAGCUUGCCGACGGAGACCAGCGCGCUGGUUCAAGCGGCUGUGAAGUGUAUCGUGAAGAGGAGCCUGGACCCACCAGUCCCGUACAACGAGGAGAUCCCGGCUCAUUGCAGGAAGCGACUGGAGGAUUUCGGUAAGGUGUCUCUGGCCGCGCUGAGAGAGGGCAAGUGUUGCUACACCGAGGCUGAACUCCGGGCCAGAGGCGGCGGCGUGGAAGUUACCAGGCUAGGUUUCCUGACCAAGGGGCUGACCUUCGGGCAACGACGGAAGCCAGACUUGUACACGCCGAUUCACAUGGCCGUGGCUGAAUUCCUAGCGGCGUACUACCUAACCUCCGUGGCUCAGUACGCCAAUAUCCUUCGAAGGGAGUUGGAGGGGCUGCCCUCGGGGAUCAUUGGUCAUCUGGCUGGUUUGCUGGGACCCAAGACGCAUUUGAUACUGAACCAGCUGUGCCCGCUCGAGGUACCGCCGCGAGCGGUGUUUUCGUUGCUGAAAGCGGCCGGUGCCUCGGACGGGAACAUAUCCGCGGUGUGCAGAUUGGUCGGCGCUGGGCCUGGAUUCGGUCCAGCGCCCAACGAGAGGCCCCCGGCGCCUCUGGUGCACACUUCGCCGCUGGAGCUCGAAGGAUGGGCGAGGAUCCUCGAGAGUCCGGCGUGCACCCUCGAAGCGUUGGAGGUGGUGUUCCAGGUGGAACGGGGCUCCGAUCCCAGAUACCUGGACGACUUUUUCGAAGCCCUGGCCGGCAACGAGAGCGUAAAACUCGUGAGAAUCACGUCGCUCCUUGGCCAAGAGUUCCCCGCGGACGAGGCGCAGAAGUUGGCCGGACACUUGAAGAGCGUCCUCGGCAAGAAGAAGCUGAACGACUUCGAGCUGGUUAUAACCUGUCUGGAGGAAGCGGCGCACGAUAGUCAAGAGGCGGCGCUUUUACGCUUGCCUUUUCCAAAGGCGAAAAACUACGCGAGUUCGAAGACGAAAGGUUCGCUACGCGAGGAGACGUCGCCGGCAAGUUUUCCCGUAAGCAUCCGUCGGCGCUUCACGCGGGUUGCUCUUUCUUCCGAAUGCUCGAACCGAAACGCUCCUCCGGAUAUCGGAGCAGAGGUGUUCAAAAGCUCGGGGCAGCCGAGAGAUCGAGAGAAAUGGCUGCGAGAGAUACUACCUGGCUGGCGCACUCGAUCGCGUUGUUCGAUCGCGUCGAGUGCUGCACGUGAGAGAAAAGUAGUCGCGAUGUGCUUCACGGCGUUUGUUCCACCUCCCCGAUUGCCCUGCAAUUUUCGUUCCCUGGCGUUUCCAUCGGAUUCCAUUCGCGGUCCCGCUCCGGCUCGUCCGGUCCAAUUGAAUGCGGGAAGAAAUGGCAGAUGGAAUUUCGACGAGAGACUUGAAAACCGUUCUGGCCGUUCCAAGAAUUUAAUCGUUCCCCGGCGUCAUAUUAACCAGGCCAUCUGUGAGAAUGACUGGUAUAACAGCUGCGAGUGAUAGCAGACGCGACUGGUCAGACGCGCUCCCGAUCUCUCGAUCUCACGGUAUAGCAAUGAGAGUCGGAGCUGAUAAAUUAACCGAGCCAAGCAUUUGUAUGUCAAUACAUGAUUCUAUAACAAAUUUUCAAACUCUUCGUUUCACAAUGAUAAUUCCAAAUGGCUUGAACGGAAAGUUCACUGUGCGACGUGUUAGGGAA
Molecule: messenger RNA, 2804 nt
Organism: Heterotrigona itama
Lineage: Eukaryota; Metazoa; Arthropoda; Insecta; Hymenoptera; Apidae
Source: the annotation of a GenBank genome assembly